AUGGCAGAUCAAAAGGCAUCCGAGAAGGCGACAACGCCUCUCAAGCAAUCCUCUCCAGCUCCCGAGGCUGAGUCGCCCACCACUGCACGUGAGCUCGAGUUUGAUGAUGGGCCUCAGGAGACAGGUGUAAUUGGAGGAAAGGAAGGUGAAUCUGGUGCACGGGUUUCGAGCACAGAAAAUCCUCCGCCCAAGCCGCCCCGCCCAAUGAGCCCCCAACAACAGGCCGAGGCAACGCUCAAAGAAGCUUUCCCUUCUGUCGACAGUUCGGUGAUUAAAGCAGUGCUCGUCGCGAGCGCGGGAAAGAUUGAACCUGCGUUCAAUGCGCUUCUGAGUAUGACUGAUCCAGAUGCUCGGGCUGAGCCCACUCCUCCUCCGCAGCCUCCUCGGCCCUCGAAGACUGCCCGAUUCACUAGCACUGGGCAGAGCCAGAUUGAAGCGGAUGAGCAGUAUGCUCGCCAACUCGCCGAACACUACGGCCAUCCAGGAUACGGCUCGCGAGGAUGGGGCGACCCUCCGUUGCCACGACGUCACCAGGAUAGCGGACUGAAGCCCAAUGAGCUCUACGAUGAUAAGGAGCACAGCUUCAUAGAUGACGAUCUCCCUGUUAUCCGCGAAAACAUCCGCAAAGGAUUCUUCGAGACCCAAACGCGGGUCAACAAAUGGGUUUCUGACUUUAGACGGAAACUAGAUGGAGAAACAGAGGAAGAGAUCAACAAGCAAUCGAACGCCCCCACCGGCCCAGCAAAGGGCUACAACCCCGGCCCGCCCCAACAGCCCUACGGAUACCGACAGCCCGGAGAGAUUGGGCGUCGGAGUGGUGACCGCGAUCGCUAUGACGCCGACCCAGCAGUGCUCAGCGAUGACUUUACCGCGCUAGAAAUGCGCGAUGAUGAGGCUGUCUCUCCUCCGCCCCGUCGUUCGAGCCGCCCGCUCGCCAACCCUGAUUUGUUCAAAUCCACAGCUCAGCCUCCGCAAUCUGGGCCCGUGGACGAAGUCGAUGCCGCGGCCCGUGCUCCCAUCUCGGCGCCCAGCACUGGCCGGCGUGCCUCAGCUUCCGGCGUUGCUUCUGCACCUGCCAAACAAAGCAAGUGGCAACCUUUGACAUCCAUUGACCCAGCUCCAAUUACCGACAAUGACCCGUUCAGCCUUGGCGACAGCGAAGACGAGCGUGAGUCCAAGACAAAGGAUGUGCGCGCCGAAGCGUCGGAACGGCUCAAGAAGGCCGCAGCCGAGAGUAAAGCCACCGAAGGGUCAGAGCAACAAGACGCAUCGCAGCACCGGAAGAGCCUCGAACCCCAUGCGCGCUCAGGCAGUUUGGGCACAAAAGACCAGGUUGCGGAAGAGAAAUUGACUGGUGGAUCAUAA
Molecule: messenger RNA, 1365 nt
Organism: Xylona heveae TC161
Lineage: Eukaryota; Fungi; Ascomycota; Xylonomycetes; Xylonales; Xylonaceae
Exons: 5
Coding region: 1-1365 (454 amino acids)
Biological process (GO): ubiquitin-dependent protein catabolic process
Cellular component (GO): cytoplasm
Molecular function (GO): ubiquitin binding; ubiquitin conjugating enzyme binding
Source: RefSeq, a predicted model, not a curated record